AAAAAUAUCAUGCAAGAUGAUAAGACAUUGAUAGUACCAAAAAGAUGUAAUGGACAAGAAGGGAUUGAUUAGGUGGUAAACAUCCUUCACCUCCGAUCGUAAUGUUAUGAUUUCGGGUCACCAAAAGAGGAAAGAGGAAAAAAAAAAAAUAUACUAAUUGAGAAAGCCAUUGUGUUCCACAUGAAUUCCCUCACAAUUCUUGACAACACAUGCAUCUCUCCUUUUGUAUCAUCAAAUAUUCAUUUUUAACCAUAAUAAGUCCUUGUAACUGCAGGUCUAACUUCCAUAUCAAUUAAUAAACAUUCAUACAUCUUUCUUACUAUACAUUAAAUCCAAUAAUUUUCAUCCAACAUAUAUUUAUCGAUCAUUACAUUACACAAAGUGGAUAGUCCCACCCCUGCCCCACCCUAGUUCCCUAAAUUCCUCCAUAUGAAGUUUCCCACAUCAAAUCAUCAAACCAUGUAACUUCCUUUCAAAGUUGAACCACCACAUUCCUAUAAUUCCCUUUACUCCCCUAAAACAACUCUACCACAUCCCUCAAUGAACAUGAACUCCCAAAAUCAAUCAGGGCAACAACAAAAUGAUGAACACGAGAACAACGGGCUCAUUCUUGAUCUAACCCUCCUCUGCAAUUGGGACUCGAAGCCCUCAGAUGAUCAUACUUUUCACACAAUAAGCUCAUCGGAUGAUUCUCAAGGCAACAAUGACGAAAAGGAGCACCAGGUUUUCUCAUGUAACUAUUGCCACAGGAAUUUUUACAGUUCACAGGCACUUGGUGGACAUCAAAACGCACAUAAACGGGAGCGAAUUACAAUAGCAAAGAGAAAGCAGAAUAUGGCUUCAAUGCCUAUUAUGCAUGGUUCCUUUCAUAGGUCUCUUGGUAUUCAAGCCCAUUCCACGAUUCAGAAGCCUGUUAUGUCAUUCAACACCUUCAGGGCACCCGCAUUUCCACUUCUAUAUAACACACAUUCAGCUGGGUGGUGGUCUAGAAGACGGAUGGAUCAGUUACCGGCUAUAGGCCGCCUAAUUAUGCCUGAAAGUCACGGUACUGGAAGGUUAAAUUUCGGUAACAUGAACAAGUUUCCAGUAGUGAUUGAUUCUCAUUUGAUGACUAAUCAUCAAGAGGAUUCGAAGAAGCUUGAUUUGUCUCUCAAACUCUAAAAUUAAUAAUUACUAUGUUGUUAUAUUAAUUAGUACUAGUAGUAAAUCAAAUUUUCUAGUUACUUUUUCCUUUUGUCGUUUGACAAUUUUUUCUCCUUCUUUAUUUAGAUCUCUUCCAUUAAAGUUGCUAUAUGAUGUGGUUACAAUCGUUCAUUAUUAGCCUAGGCAGAAGGAUUGUAAAUGUUACUUUGACUGCAGUCAGCUGCAGAACAUGUAGUACGGGUUUGGCAGAACCUAUAUUUAUAUAUGGAUUGAGAAAUCUGUUAAAUA
This is a messenger RNA of Capsicum annuum, 1431 nucleotides long. RefSeq names its product zinc finger protein 3. The transcript has a single exon. The record is from RefSeq and is a predicted model, not a curated record. Gene Ontology annotation, biological process: negative regulation of abscisic acid-activated signaling pathway. Bases 541 to 1161 code for a protein of 206 amino acids. NCBI's taxonomy places the organism in Eukaryota, Viridiplantae, Streptophyta, Magnoliopsida, Solanales, Solanaceae.